AUGGCUAUCACAGGUACCGGGCUUAAUGAGGAUGUUAUUACCAUCCAGGAUACGGAAGGGCUCAAGCCCGGCCCAUAUCUAAAGCCCGUUAUCGUUUCUCUAGACCUAGGCUCUUCGACAAAUUCUCCUGGAGUUAUAUUUAUUGGUGAAGGUCCAUAUGUAUUACUUCCUAACAUUGAUGUGUCUAAAAACCUCUUUUACACACCUCUUCUAACAAACCCGAUUAGUACUGCUGGAUCAUCGUUUGGGGGUGAGCCAUCGACGGAUUAUUUUAUUGGAGUAAAAACUAUUAAAGUUAACGGUGAUUUGAUCCCUAUAAAUAACUUAUUAUUAGAAAUAAACGAAGAAAAUGGAGAAGGGGGUACAAAGAUUAGUACAAUUGAUCCAUAUACUAAGUUGGAGAGUUCAAUUUACAAGGCAUUUGUACACUCACUAACUAUACCUAGAGUUAAAAAAGUUGCACCAUUUGAGAUGUGUUACAAAAGUAGUAGUUUACCUAGUACUAGAGUUGGCCCUGGUGUUCCAAAUAUUGAAUUUGUUUUACAAGGUAAAAAUGGCGAGACACCUUCGUUUAUUAUAUCUGGAGCUAACUCAAUGGUGGCCGUUACAGAUGAAGUGCUUUGCUUAGGAUUUGUAAAUGGUGGAGAAAAUCCAACCACAUCGAUAGUGAUAGGAGGACAUCAAAUUGAAGAUAAUUUGGUACAAAUUGACAUUGAUAACAAGAGGGUUGGUUUCAGUAAUUCACUUUUGUACCAGCAAACUACGUGUGCCAAUUUUAAUUUUGGGUCGACUCAAGGACGGGAGAUAGUGUAAAACGUUGUGUUAUUAAUUUGUUGUGUGGUGUGUUUGGACAUUUUUUGUCCAAGUCAAUGAUGUUUUUUUAAGGUUUAUGAUCUACUAUUAUGAUCAGAGUCAGUGAUGUUUUUUAAGGUUUAUGAUCAGAGUUGAGAACUAAUAAAAAGUGGUAUAAAAUGGACAUUAAAAACUUGUCAUAUAACAUAGGGGAUCGAAGACUCUCACAGCUAUGAUCAAACACAAUUUCUAAGUUAAAAGAUAAGUUUUUUAUGCUAUGCUCAAACACAAUUUUCAGCUUGACUUCCACACUACAAUACAAUCAUUAACAAAACCUUUUUUCGAUCAUGCAAUUGAGUUAAAGACAUAAAACCUGGAUAACCCCAAGAAAACAUAGCUUAUUGCAUCCACCAUUUAUUAUUUACCUUCACUU
This is a messenger RNA of Solanum lycopersicum (tomato), 1225 nucleotides long. Lineage: Eukaryota; Viridiplantae; Streptophyta; Magnoliopsida; Solanales; Solanaceae. The record is from RefSeq and is a predicted model, not a curated record.